CUGACAUCACCUUUUAGGCAAACGCCAUAACAAAGCCUAAAAGCCAGCCCCACAGCAGCACUCCAUCCUCCCUUUUCUUUUUCUUCCUGGACGGAAAGAUCAUUCUCACCAUAAAAAUGGCGGAACGGGAGGAAUACUGGUAUCUCGAUCCUGAGAUUGAUGGAUCCAAAAUCACAGUUCCGGAACUGCGCAGCAUCUUACUGAAGCACGGCGUUACGUAUCCCUCCUCAGCCAAAAAACCUGCCCUCCUGGCUCUCUUUGAGGAGAACGUUCUCCCGCAGGCCGCAAAAUUGCAACGAGCACAGGCGCGCACCAAACGAUCCUCGCGCGGAAUCGAAGAUGUCCCUUCUAGUGCGGCGAGCACCACGACCGACGAAGCUGAAGACGAGACUUUGCUCGCACCGCCGCCCCCAUCAGCUAGGCGUACGUCCCGACGAACAAGGGCUGUUUCCGAAGAGGAGCCCAUACGAACAACCCGCAGCAGCAGGACGCCGUUGCGCACCGUUCCAACAAAGCAUGCGCGAGGGUCAGAUGCAGAGGUGGAAGAACAGCCAGCGGUGCGGCGCAAUCGGAAGAGUGCCACUCCUGCUGUGAAGCGCGAGCCUGUGGAAUCUGUGAUAGGCCGGCGGCAAGACGAGGACAGCCCCUUUACUCAGGAUAACCCGUUUCAGAGUGGCAGUUCUCCUGUGCCUGACACAGCUGCACGCGAACGUCGUCGCAGAACACUAGGGACAGAUCAAAAGGAAAGGAGGAGGAGCGACGCGUAUCGGAGAAAGACCUACCAACCCAAGGUUGAACAGCUGGAUCAAGGGAUCGUUGUCCCAACUCGCCGGACAUUUGACGUGCCGGUUUCUCGCAUGCCGAAGCAGGAGCCAGUCGAAGAAUCGGAUGGUGUAGAAGCCGGCGAGGAAUUUACUCCCGAAGAGCAGUUGGAAUUGGUGCGAGAACGUGCGAGGGCUGGAGAGGUCGACAUUCUCCCUCCCCGGCGUCGCAAACAAAGAGCCAAGGCGACUGGAACAUUGAAGGCCUUUUCACUGACUCUCCUUGGGACCGCUGCUGCACUGUUAGGAGGCGUUUGGCGACAAGAAAAACUGGCUGUUGGUUUCUGUGGCAUUGGGCGCGAAUCGACGUCACUCGCCGGUGUUGAGGUCCCAGAGUGGGCAAGUGACAUUAUUCCACAGUGCGAGCCUUGCCCGCCGCAUGCAACAUGCUAUCAGAACCUAGAGCUUGUCUGCGAUAAGGAUUUUGUCAAAAAAGACCAUCCGCUCUCCCUGGGCGGUUUGAUCCCGCUACCUGCCACGUGCGAACCUGAUACUGAGAAGACGCGGCGGAUCGGCGUGGUUGCAAAUCGAGCUGUGCAGCUGUUGAGGGAGCGCAAUGCAAAGUACGAGUGCGGGGAGACGGAUGCCGAGGGGAAUCUUGUUGAGAGCCCACAGAUCUCUGAAGGAGACUUGAAGAAGGAGUUGUCUUCUAUGAAGCGGAAAGGGAUGUCACAGGAAGAGUUUGAUGAUUUGUUCGAGAGUGCUAUUGGCGAGGUCGUGCGUCGGGACGAGACUAUCGAGAGUAGCGACGGAAACUCCAAUGGGCGCAGACUCGCUUCAAACUCCCUCGCCAACCUCCCCCUCGGAUGCAGCAUCAAGCGAUCCCUCAGACACGCUCUUGAACGAUAUCUUUGGCAGCUUGCUGUAAUCAUCGUCAUCCUUACCUCAGGAGCGUACGGACGCUACUCCAUAACCUCAAACAGGGCCAUGGAAACCCGUGCCAAGCAGCUUGCCGGCGAUGUCUUUGAUCGGCUUGCCAACCAAGCUGCUCUCCAUCGUGGAGACCCUGGCCGUUAUCCGGAGCAGGGCAUGAGCAUGACGCACUUGCGGGACGACGUCCUCCGCAACGAGUUCUCAAGCGCGCGGAGGCAUCAGUUAUGGGCGAGGGUGCAAAAGAAAGUGGAGCACAAUUCUAACAUAAGAGCGGCAGUAAGAGAAACCCAUAGCGGUGAUGUGGCGCGCAUGUGGGAAUGGGUUGGGCCUGUUCAGCUCCUGGAAGACGGACGCGGGAGUGAGCGGCGAGAGAGUGGUCGAUACAGUUACGGAACUGCGAUUGCGAGCAGUCCGCCAGACAACAGUAGUAUUGCUUACAUAAUAUUCAGCCGAGCAUCCCACAAACGAACCCACCUGAAUUUGACGACCGGGACCGCGACAAAAUCCACAUCACGACCACCCUUCGCGCUUUCUAACCCUCACAGCGAAAUCAGUCACAAUGGUAAGUGCAAAAGUUCUUACGGCUGUGGGAAUCAAUUCUCGGCCUGCGACAUGGAUGAGCGAGGGCCGACAGCGACCACGAACGAGUUCGAUACGACCGCAUUCUGCAACGACACGAUACUCCGGCCGAACAAGACGAUCAAUUGGCGAACUAUGGCGAAUUCAGUCAAAAUUUGGUGCAUGGGACUGUGGCAUGGCGGGUACCGGACAGGAAUGUAUGGUGAUGGACGUACAAACGGCUCUCGCAUCACAAGGUGCUUGGAUGAUGGAGGAACGGUGAUGACAGAUCGGAAGACCACGACGAGCAAACAUGCCCUACUUACUGGCGAUGCUGUUCCUUUAAUACGGCCGCUACGGCUCUGGAGAGAUUCGGCACAGGAACAGGUCAACGUACCGAAGACCCGCCGCACCUACUGCAAGGGCAAGGACUGCAAGAAGCACACCCAGCACAAGGUCACCCAGUACAAGGCCGGCAAGGCUUCGCUGUUCGCUCAGGGAAAGCGUCGUUAUGACCGCAAGCAAAGCGGUUAUGGUGGUCAGACCAAGCCCGUAUUCCACAAGAGGGCGAAGACUACCAAGAAGGUCGUGCUCCGGCUAGAGUGUACACAGUGCAAGUCAUUUCUGGCGGAUAGGGCUGGGCAUUCAGAAUCAUUCACACACACGGACGGCGAAGCGAGGAUAGCGGGGAAAAGAAAGAGGAUGCCGGUCACGAUUAUGGGCUGUACCCUACAUAUGCAUCAAAUGGAACUCGGUUGA
Messenger RNA from Westerdykella ornata, 3011 nucleotides. RefSeq lists its product as uncharacterized. Bases 117 to 3011 code for a protein of 964 amino acids. Gene Ontology annotation, biological process: translation. The record is from RefSeq and is a predicted model, not a curated record. Gene Ontology annotation, molecular function: chromatin binding; structural constituent of ribosome. The transcript has 8 exons. Lineage: Eukaryota; Fungi; Ascomycota; Dothideomycetes; Pleosporales; Sporormiaceae. Gene Ontology annotation, cellular component: ribosome; nuclear inner membrane.